AUGUUGGAGGUGCAAUGGUUUUAUCGUCCAGAAGACGUGGACAAAAAAUACGUUAGACACUGGAAAUCCAAAGAUGCAAGGGAACUCUUGUACAGUCUCCAUCGCGAUGAAGUGGUUGCUGAAUCUGUGAUGAACAGUUGCUCUGUGUGUUUUGUUCCAGAGGGUAAGCAAAUCCCAAACUGUGGAGAGUACCCUAACUUCAUUGUGACUCGUUUCUACGACUGUUACAUUAAGAAGCUGUCGAAGCUCUCUGCUACAUGUUUCUACGAGAAGUUCUGUGAUACAAUUGUCGAGGAGGAGCAACAACCAGAUAAGCUUGGUCUUUUUGUGGCAAAGAUAAUGUCUCAAGUUGGUCUUGUUAACAAUGAGAAGAAGAAAAAGUCGAGGAGAAAACAAGCAUUUCCUCAAAGGAAUUUAUACAAGAAACCGGAGGAGCUAGUUGAUCAAAACAAGGACGGUCUCAGUGGUGUUGAUGAAGGAACGGCUGACAAUGAGGAGUCAGUAGCAUCAACCUCCGACAGUGUCAACUCUGAUUCUUAUCUCAACGAUUUUUGA
Molecule: messenger RNA, 555 nt
Organism: Microthlaspi erraticum
Lineage: Eukaryota; Viridiplantae; Streptophyta; Magnoliopsida; Brassicales; Brassicaceae
Source: the annotation of a GenBank genome assembly